UCACUGGAAGCAUUUGCCUGGAAAGCUCCUCGAUCGCUGCCUGCCGGUGCGCGGCCAGCCGUGGCAUGCACGCGGCUGUCUGUAGACUUGAUUCACAGCAUGCGACAGCAGUGCGUGUGUAUAUAUCUGCAGGGAGACGUAUAAGCGACUGUAAGUGCUGCGUAAGGUCAGCCGAGAAUCUGGGUUAUAGACUUAUAGUGAAGAAGAAAGUGAACUAUAACUAACGAAACAAUGGUGAUAGAUGGAACGACGAUGAUGAGUUACUGCAGUAGCGAGCCGCUGCCUCUUCUCUCGCUCAACCACGUCUCCCUUCUGGUGCGAUCUGUGUGGGCUUCUGUGCGAUUCUACGAAGAAGUUCUCGGCUUCUGCCUCGUCCAACGCCCAUCUUCUUUCAAUUUCCAUGGCGCUUGGUUGUUUAAUUAUGGAAUUGGGAUACACUUGCUUGAAGAUGACCAGUCCAUUGAUGACGAGUACCACGCCGCCAUGGCCACACCUCGCCCCAUCAAUCCCAAGGAUAACCACAUUUCCUUUGAAUGCACAGAUGUUGAGCUGGUGAAGAGGAGGCUGGAACAAAUGGGGGUGAGGUACGUGACGGUGGUGGUGGAGGACGGCGGCGCGGUGGUGGAGCAGGUGUUCUUCCACGACCCAGAUGGCUACAUGAUCGAGAUCUGCAACUGCAAUAACUUCCCAAUCCUCCCUGUGUCUUCCGGCUCCUUCAAGCCUCCGGAGUUCUUUUGGGGCUCCGCCGGAGUCCGCCGUGAGGAUGGAGAGCCUGAGCCCUGGAUAUGAUAUGCGAGCUUCUGAUCAUUUUAUUAAUUAGCUAGCUUGUUGGGUUGCUUAGGGCUCCACUUUUUCCCAAUUUAAUCUCAAUUCCACUGACGUAGGAUUUUGUGAUCUCCUUAGAUAAUUGAUUAGUCAUUCUAAUGUUAGUUAUUUUAAUACAACAAUAAAUUUAUAACGGAAGAAAGUGGGGGCAUGACCUUAUGGUGUCUAGA
Messenger RNA from Diospyros lotus (date-plum), 995 nucleotides. RefSeq names its product glyoxylase I 4-like. The coding region runs from base 232 to 789 and encodes 185 amino acids. NCBI's taxonomy places the organism in Eukaryota, Viridiplantae, Streptophyta, Magnoliopsida, Ericales, Ebenaceae. Gene Ontology annotation, molecular function: lactoylglutathione lyase activity; metal ion binding. The record is from RefSeq and is a predicted model, not a curated record. The transcript is spliced from 3 exons.